AUGGAUAAUGCAGCUGCUAAUAAGUGUGCUCUUGAGUUUGUUAGGUCCAAACUUGACAAAAGGGAAAACUCAGAAUCAAUCUUAGAGGGAAAGUUCAUGCAUGUUAGGUGUACUGCUCAUAUUUGUAACUUGAUUGUUGGAAGUGGGUUGAAGAGGCUGAAUAGGGCAGUGCUAGCCAUUAGAAAUGCUGUAAAGUUUGUUAGGUCUUCCACAUCAAGGCUAGAUAGUUUUAAGGCAUGUGUAGCAAAGGAACAAGUCCCUUGCAAAGGCUUGGUGGUUAUGGAUGUUCCCACAAGGUGGAAUUCAACAUUCUUAAUGUUGGAAGCUGCCUUGAAGUUCAAAAAAGCCUUUGGAAGGAUGCUAGAGGAUGAUGACAGUGGCUUUGCUGCAUAUUUCAAGGAGCCUGAGGAAGAGUAUGAUGAGGAAGGGAAUGUGGUUCCAGUAAAAGGCAAUAGAAAUAGAGUUGGGCCACCGACAGAUGAAGAAUGGGAUAAGGCAGAGGUGUUUGUGCAUUUUCUGAGGGUUUUUUAUGAAAUUACUUUGAGGGUCAGUGCAAGUAAUCAUCCCACAAUCCAUACUACUUUCCAUGAUGUGUUGUCCAUGGAAACUGAGAUCAACAAGCUGUUUAUUGCACCUGAAAUGCAGACAGGGAGUGAAACUGAGAAAGUGAAAGUGUUGACUGAUAUGGCAGGACACAUGAGUUCCAAAUUUCUCAAAUAUUAUGGUAGCUUCAAGGAUCUAAAUCCUUUGGUGUUUAUGGGGCUUGUGCUUGAUCCGAGAUUCAAGCUACUUAAUAUCACUCAUUUGUUGAAAAAAGAGGGGUAUGAUAAUGACAUUGUGGAAGCAAAAGGCAAGGAGAUAAGGGAUGUGUUGAUGUCAUUGUAUGAAGCUUAUGCACCAAAGGAUGCCCCUGCAAAGAAAAGGGAGGUUUUAUCUUCAAGUUCACAAAGCACAGGAACAAGCACCGGUAGUAGAGGAAGAGCAUCAAUCUUGAGUGAUUGGAGAAAAGUUGUUUCAGAACUUGAUGAGCACGUGGUUGCACAUGAAGUGGACAAAUUUUCCAAUUUUGUUAAGGUGGAAGCUGAAUGGACCUAA
Molecule: messenger RNA, 1095 nt
Organism: Rosa rugosa (rugosa rose)
Lineage: Eukaryota; Viridiplantae; Streptophyta; Magnoliopsida; Rosales; Rosaceae
Product: zinc finger BED domain-containing protein RICESLEEPER 2-like
Exons: 2
Coding region: 1-1095 (364 amino acids)
Molecular function (GO): DNA binding
Source: RefSeq, a predicted model, not a curated record